This is a messenger RNA of Patella vulgata (common limpet), 2433 nucleotides long. Its product is annotated as activating signal cointegrator 1 complex subunit 2. The coding region runs from base 79 to 2376 and encodes 765 amino acids. Gene Ontology annotation, biological process: regulation of DNA-templated transcription. The record is from RefSeq and is a predicted model, not a curated record. The transcript has 17 exons. NCBI's taxonomy places the organism in Eukaryota, Metazoa, Mollusca, Gastropoda, Patellidae. Gene Ontology annotation, molecular function: ubiquitin binding.
GUUAAAGGUGAAGGCCAUAUUACUAAAGGCUAGAUAGAAAUAAGUUUUGUAAAUAUCUUUUACGUAUUUUCUUGACUGAUGUCGGUGCCACUUGAUCAGCAACAAAUCACAGACAAUGAAAAGGGAAAAGAAUGUUCCAAUCCUGCACUGCACCCAAACAGAAUGGAGAAGAAGUAUUUUGUCCCCUACAAAGCUCCACCUGUAGAUACUCAGGACAAGGCUGAAUUUGAAGAAUGGAUUGAACGAUUACAAUUUAUAGCAGAAGAUCUUCAUUGGCUACUUCAACAACCUCAUGAUAAAUUUUGGUGUCAGGUUGUCUUUGAUGAGAAACUUCAUGCUCUUCUAGAUUCAUAUUUGAGAUUUGCACCAAGAUCAUAUGAUGUUAUUUAUGAUUUACCAGAAGCAGGUAGAGAGAAACAGAAGGAGGUACAUCGUUUGGUAUUUAUGACAUCAUUACGAAUGGCAACUCAUAAAGAAUCUAAGGAUAAAUUUAUAACACCAAAGGUUUUUGGCGAAAUUUUAUAUGAGAAUUUUUUGUUUGAUAUUCCUAAAAUCUUUGAUCUGUGUGUUUUGUAUGGAAAAGGAAAUUCUCAACUAUUAUCCAAGAUGGUGUCGAAUAUAUUUACACAGCAACCUAAAUAUGAAGAAGAUCUACGAGCUACUAUACCAACUAUUCUUCAUGUUUUUGAUAAUGUUGUUGCCAAGUGUCAACUGGAAACAGAUUACAGUGCCACAGAACCAAAGAAACUAGGAAAUGUACAUUCUAGUGAAACUCUUUUAACUAUUUCUACAAGUGAUUUUCAGGAUGUAUUAUUUUAUAUUGCUGAUAUAGGAAUUACAUUGUCAAGUUUUUUAGAAAUUUACCCUAAAGGAUGUCAGAUACUGCAUGAAUUUCAUUUUGAACAAAGAUUGGCAACAUUCUAUGAAUUGGUUAUUCCAGAAUUAGUUCAGACUGUAAAGUUAAGAACCUUUGACAGUAUCAGUCAUCUACAUCUGAUGAAGCAGAAGUUACAUCAAGGAAAGAUUUCUUUACAGAAGAUAUUUAAUAAUAUUAUAUCUCAUACCUGUAUACAACCUAUAUUAGAAAACAGAAGUGAAGAUGAAAUGGAAUCUUGUGUUGAAGAUUUUCUACAUACAAUGUCAGCUAUUCUUGGAGAAAGAAGGUUUUUAGCUGACUAUGAAAGUAAUUAUAGUUUUCAAGAUAUAAUGGAUAUAUUUAGUCAAUCAGAAUGUACUGUAGAUGACGAACAGCUGCAGUAUAUUAGAAAUGCUGUUAAUACAGCUUUUGCUACGUAUGGAAAGAGAAAGAAACCAUCUGGUGCAACAACUACUGGUGGUCGAACUAGUCCUGAUGGAUCACCCGGACCUCCUGAUGACCAAGGAGCUGUAGGAGGAGCUUGUGGUGGUGGUGCUUCUGCUAGCUGGGGUGGUGCAGGAGUUGGGGAAGAAUCAGAAACAGCUAAUUACACCAAUGAAGCUUUUCAAGUUGAAGAUUAUGAUGAACAAGUACCUGGUGCACCAAAUGUAUCCCCUGUGGAAUUUGAGUCAAUGAUAUCAGCUGUAAAAGAUUUAUUACCUGAUUUAGGUGAAGGCUUUAUAGAGUUAGCAUUAGAAGAAUUGAAUUAUAGUGUAGAAAGAGUAAUUAACUGUAUUUUAGAAGAUAAAGUACCGCCAUCUUUACAAGAUCUAGAUACAACUUUACCAAGACAGCCACCACCAUCUAAACCUGAACUACUAGUAGAAACCAGACGUAAUAUAUAUGAUGGAGAUGAGUUUGAUGUUUUUAGAAGAGAUGAUAUUGAUAUGUCACGUAUUCAUAAAGGCAAAAAGGAGGAGAAAGUAGCAUUAACUGAUAAAGAGUUUAUAAAAGAAUUUAAAGCUACAUAUGAUGCAUAUGGUUCAGCUGAUGUAGAGAAUAGUAUGUAUGAUAAAAUAUUAUAUGAUGAUGAAUAUGAUGAUACAUAUGAUAUCAAUAAUGUUGGUGCUGAUGAUGCAGAUUCUGCAGAUGAACUAACAAGUAGACGACAAUUUACAACACCUUGUGUAUUUCGUGGUAAAGAUGAUGGAAACGAGGAAUCAGAGAGUAGUGAAUCAGAUUCAGAUAGUAAACCAUCAGAUGAAUCUGAACCUAGAAAAAGAGACCAGUUUGUUGCUGACCCAGCUAAGCUUAGAGAGGCAGCUGCUCAAAGACGUGCUGCUAAACUUGCAAAACGAGGAGGUGGUCAGCCACAACGUAAAUAUAAUGUGGAGGGUCAGGCUAAAGGUCAAGGUCAAUCUGAUGAUGUAAAUCGUAAUAGAACUUAUAAAGACAAACACAAAUCUUCACGUGCCAACCACAACAGACGGGAUAUGUCCGAUAGAAAAAGAAAAUUUUAAAACAAAUUAUAUUUAUUGUUGAUACAAAAUAUUGAAUAUAAAUUAUAAAGUUCAUCA